AUGGCCACCCAGUGCUGCGCCUCAGCCUUCUCCACUGGCUCCAUGACGGGCCUCUCUCAGGUGUCCCCCAUGCGAUCUGUGGGCUCCUGUAGGGUCUCAUGUCUGGCUGGUGCCUCCGGGUCCCCGACUCCCUCUCGGAUAGGCCUCUCUGGCUUAGGGAAUUGCUUUCCUGACUCCUGCCUGGCUGCUGGGCACCAGUCCUCAGGCUUUGCUGGGUCAGGAGGCUGGUUCUGCGAGGGCUCCUUCACUGGCAAUGAGAAGGAGACCAUGCAGUCCCUGAACAACCGCCUGGCCAACUACCUGCAGAAGGUGCGGCAACUGGAAUGCGACAACGCGGAGCUGGAGAGCCGCAUCCGCGAGUGGUGUGAGACUCAGAUCCCUUACACCUGCCCUGACUACCAGUCGUACUUCAAGACAGUUGAGGAGCUCCAGCAGAAGAUCUUGCUGGCCAAGUCCGAGAAUGCCAGGCUGGUCCUACAAAUUGACAAUGCCAAGCUGGCAACUGAUGACUUCCGGACCAAGUAUGAGACGGAGUUGUCGCUGCGGCAGCUGGUGGAGGCCGACAUCAACGGGCUGCGCAGGAUCUUGGAUGAGCUGACCCUGUGCAAGGCUGACCUGGAGGGGCAGGUGGAGUCGCUGAAGGAGGAGCUGCUUUGCCUCAAGAAGAACCACGAGGAGGAUGUCAGUGUGCUCCGCAGCCAACUUGGGGACCGACUGAAUGUGGAGGUGAACGCUGCACCUCCUGUGGACCUCAAUAGGGUCCUAGAAGAGAUGCGAUGCCAGUAUGAGGCCCUGGUGGAGAACAACUGCAGAGACUUGGAGACCUGGUUCAACACCCAGACGAAGGAGCUGAACCAGCAGGUGGUGUCCAGCUCGGAGCAGCUGCAAUCUUGCCAGACAGAAAUCACUGAGCUGAGACGCACAGUCAGUGCCCUGGAGAUCGAGCUGCAGACCCAGCACAGCACGCGAAGUUCUCUGGAGUCUACUUUGGAGGAGACUAAGGCCUGCUACAGUGGCCAGCUGACCCAGAUGCAAUGCAUGAUCGGCAAUGUGGAGUCCCAGCUGGCUGAGAUCCGCUGUGAUCUGGAGCGGCAGAACCAGGAGUACCAGGUGCUGCUGGAUGUCAAGGCCCGGCUGGAGUGUGAGAUUAACACAUACCGUGGCCUGCUGGAGAGCGAGGACUGCAAGCUUCCUGCCCAUCCUUGUGCCACAGAAUGCAAGCCUGCCAUCAAAGCCCCUCAUGUCUCCUCUGCACCAUGCACCCCGAGUGCCCAGGUCAGCACCCAGGUCUGCAGCAUCACCGAGCAGAUGCAAGAUGCCAAAGCCAUUUCUAGGGAGCAGCUGCCGUACCGCCCAUCGUGACCUAUGACCUGUGACCUAUGAACUCCUGUGGCUCCUUUCUCUGGAGAGACCCUGUGUCUUCCCCAACUUCAUUUCCUCUCCUCUCCUCCUCCCUUAUGCUUGGUUGUCUUUGCUGAUAAAAAUCCUCAUGUCAUGUUUCUGGACCUGGGAGUGCCUUCCUGCCAUGCAAACC
Molecule: messenger RNA, 1534 nt
Organism: Ochotona curzoniae (black-lipped pika)
Lineage: Eukaryota; Metazoa; Chordata; Mammalia; Lagomorpha; Ochotonidae
Gene: KRT36
Product: keratin 36
Exons: 7
Coding region: 1-1362 (453 amino acids)
Molecular function (GO): structural molecule activity
Source: RefSeq, a predicted model, not a curated record